UGGAUCUUGGGCACCCCUCCCUGCAGGACAUAUAAAACAUGGACUCGCACGUUGUGUUCCCCUCCACCCACCUGUCCUCUUGAGUUUCCACUACGCUCCGUCUGCUUUUCGUGAUACCCUUUGCUUUAUACCGCUCGCAUCUUCUCUCUCGAAUCUUUCUAAACAACACCAGACCAUCUCCAUCACCCCAACUUCACAAUGUCUGACCCUCGCCCCGACCCCCUCCGCCUGGGCUACACUGCCCCCAACUUCAAGGCCGAGACCACGACCGGCCCCAUCGACUUCCACGAGUUCAUCGGCGACAACUGGGUGAUCCUGUUCUCGCACCCCGAGGACUUCACCCCGGUCUGCACCACCGAGCUCGGCGAGUUCGCCCGCCUCGAGCCCGAGUUCAAGAAGCGCGGCGUCAAGCUUAUCGGUCUAUCCGCCAACACGGUGGGCAGCCACGAGGGCUGGAUCAAGGACAUCAACGACGUCACCGGCUCCACCGUCGCCUUCCCCAUCAUCGCUGACAAGGAGCGCAAGGUUGCCUUUCUCUAUGACAUGAUCGACUACCAGGACACCACCAACGUCGACGAGAAGGGCAUCGCCUUCACCAUCCGCUCCGUCUACAUCAUCGACCCCAAGAAGAAGAUCCGGACGAUCCUGUCGUACCCGGCCUCGACGGGCCGCAACUCGGCCGAGGUGCUCCGCAUCGUCGACUCGCUCCAGACGGGCGACAAGUGGACGGUGACGACCCCGAUCAACUGGGUCCCCGGCGACGACGUCAUCGUCCACCCCAGCAUCAAGGACGAACAGGCCAAGGAGAAGUUCCCCGAGUUCCGCGCCGUCAAGCCGUACCUGCGCUUCACCCCUCUGUCCAAGGACAAGACCUCUGCUGCUUGAGGGGGUUAGGAGAGGGAUAAUUAAAUUGGUGCUUGGUUUUUGAUUUAAUGAGCGGAAAAUCUUGAUUCUAGGAGCUAUGGUAAAUAGCCCCGGGCAAAUUCUAUUGGGAAAAGAUAAAAUAUCCACAAAAGCUCUUGCAUGUGAAUGUUAUCCCAGAGGAGAGGGACUUGAUGCGCAUACUACUACUGUCAACAAGGUUUUCUAGUCCUAUACUAAAAAAAGACUCCGCGCUUGGAGCUCCGCAAGGGCA
Gaeumannomyces tritici R3-111a-1 is the source of this 1135-nucleotide messenger RNA. RefSeq names its product mitochondrial peroxiredoxin PRX1. The coding region runs from base 199 to 885 and encodes 228 amino acids. Lineage: Eukaryota; Fungi; Ascomycota; Sordariomycetes; Magnaporthales; Magnaporthaceae. Gene Ontology annotation, molecular function: peroxiredoxin activity. The record is from RefSeq and is a predicted model, not a curated record. Gene Ontology annotation, biological process: cellular response to oxidative stress; cell redox homeostasis; cellular oxidant detoxification. The transcript has 3 exons. Gene Ontology annotation, cellular component: mitochondrion; cytosol.